AUGGCUGCUUUGGCCGCGGCUUCGCCUGCCAACAUCGUCACCGCCCGCAACGAGCUUACUCUCCGCCAGGCCGCCGAGGCUUGCAACAUCGGCUACUGCACCCAAAGCGAAGGUACCAUCGGUGGUGCCGGCGGCUCCAGUGUUACCGUCAAGACUGUCGAUAAGCUCGUUGCUACCGCUAAGAAGGAGGGUCCCCUUACCAUAAUUAUCACGAGUUAUGGCACGCAGCAAUAG
Molecule: messenger RNA, 234 nt
Organism: Colletotrichum lupini
Lineage: Eukaryota; Fungi; Ascomycota; Sordariomycetes; Glomerellales; Glomerellaceae
Product: pectate lyase B
Exons: 1
Coding region: 1-234 (77 amino acids)
Source: RefSeq, a predicted model, not a curated record